Molecule: messenger RNA, 5332 nt
Organism: Ailuropoda melanoleuca (giant panda)
Lineage: Eukaryota; Metazoa; Chordata; Mammalia; Carnivora; Ursidae
Gene: ERICH5
Product: glutamate rich 5
Exons: 6
Coding region: 1735-2811 (358 amino acids)
Source: RefSeq, a predicted model, not a curated record
GAUGCGGGACGGCCCCAACCUAGAACAUACAGAGGACAGGACAGGAAGUUUAGGAUCGCAGCUCCAGACGGCAACUCGCUGUGAUCCCCACGUUGCCUAAACCUCGGCCCCGCGGAGCCCACUCACCAAAAGCAGCCGCCAAAAUGGACGGGAGAGGGAAAGGAAAGAGUUCCCACAAUGCAAAGCUCUUCAGUGCAAAGCCGACACAUCGGAACCGGAAGUAAGCCGCAAGCGGAAGGGGCGGGGCAAGAAGAGGAGGGCCGCGGCUGGCAGCUGUGUGUACGGCUAGUUAGAAUGGCGGUAGAGCUGUACGCUUAAUCUUGUUGCGAGCCUUAAAGUUGUGUUAGUCUGUUGCUCCGAGCUGCGGACUGAGGAACCGGGGAACGCCGAACCGAGCGGGAGUUGGAAAGCCGACUGAGAGUGAGGCGGGAGGGACCAUGGUCUUAGUGUCCUGAGCUCAUCUAUCCCGAAGCCGCGGGUCUUGGGGAGGACUCCGGUGCGCCUCAGCUCCUGGGUCUACCCUCCCGCGUCAGUUUCACGCUUCCGAAGCAGCUGUGCCCGCUCUCCCGCCCUCGCCCAAGUUGCCGGCCUCUCGGAGAACGGUGGAGCCCCGCGCUGACUUCCCCAAACUCACCUCUUUAGUGGCGGUGUGAGCGCAACCUUGUCUUGUGAAACACCAGUUAUAUCUGAAAGCAGUAUUUCUGAAAGUAUGGCUCCCAGAUCACCUGAUUCAGAAUCACCUUGAAUUAUGACUCUUGGACCCCACCCAGAGCCAUUCUAUUCCUGAGCCCAUCGAGCAAGCAUUGAGGUGGCCCGUGAAAAAGACUAACAUCCACAGGACACUGGAUUAUUAUUGAUCGCCUGAUUAUAAAAUGCUUCCUCUGAAGAAAAUGGAAGAGACCAUGGCUUGGCUGACAGAUUAUCUCCAAGGGAAAGACUUCGAACAACAUUACAUCGUGUAUUCCAGCCAAAACUGCUUUGCCUGAAAACAAUCAUAAGGAAACACCGGACAAACCCAAAUUGAGAAAUAUUCUACAAAAUAAAUGGCCUAUUCUCUUAAAAAAGGUCAAGGUCAUGAAAGACGAAGACUGAGGGAACUACUUCAGAUUAAAGCAAACUACAGAGAGGCACAACAAUUAAAUGUAAUGCGUGGUCCUGGAUGGGACAAUGGACCAAAAUUGAAUACGAGGUGGAUUAAAUAGUCUAUCAACAGCAAACUUCCUCGUGGUAACAGUACUGAGGUUAUGUAAGAAUGAGACUGCCAUCCAAAGCUAGUCUACCAAUCAAUAGCCACUGUCCACAGUUGCCUCCUCCCCUCCCCAGCUAUUUAGUGAUGAUUCAGAUGGGCCCUCCCAGCCCUUCGCCCUCUCUGGGAUAUUGUUCGUAUCCCUGCUUCUGAGGUCUUUUCCCUCUCCUCCUUGACUGCACUCCCCACCUUCUGCUCACCUGGCUUCCUGUCCCUGUCCUCUCCUGCUUCCUAGCUCUCCCCUCCCUGGUCCGCCGGCCCCUUCCACCUCUGCGCCGCAGCCUUGCCUCCCCAGGUGUGCGCACCGCCAACCCCGCGCUCCGCUGUGCCCUUGCGCUCAGCACCUGCGGGUCCGAGCGGGCAGAGUUGGAGGAGCAGUCCCGCCGCCGGGGCGAUUUGCGCGCGAUUGCAGCUCCGGGCCGACCCCCGCGCCGGGUUCGGAUAGGUGGCUGGCUGCGCUGGUUCACAAGGCCGCCCUUCUGCCCGCUAUGGGCUGCUCCAGCAGCGCCCUCAACAAGGCCGGCGACGGCAGCAGGCUCCGCAGCGAAGAAAGUGAGUCCUGCUUUGCCCAACCCAAACCACAUACACUGGGAAAAGAAUCUACUCUUUAUGGCAAGGUACAAAAGGAAAGUCCUCCCCACCUCGAGAAGCUCAAGAUUUCAGCAGUGUCUGCAGCUAACGGUGUUAAAUCCCUCCAUGAACAGCCCCUGGCAAACGAUGCUGCAGAUCCACCAGGACCCACGGAAGAGACUCAGCCUCUAGAUGGACCCGAGGAGUCUGGGCCACCCCAGCCAGCUGGCAAAGAUGAUACUCCAGGAACAGGAGAAAAGAAGAAAGACAUGGGAGCAGUGACAGAGGCUCAGCCUUUAAAAGGAAAUGCUGAGACUGAAUCUGCAGGAACAGACACCAAGUACCAGCCUUUGAGGACCACAGGAGAGAGGGCCUCUCCUGGAGCAGUGGAAGGUACGGAACACCCACAUUCUGCCAGAGAGAUGAAACCUCUAGGAACAGCUGAGAAAAUCCCUUCUCUGGAAGCAGCUAGAAAGCCACAACCUCAAGAAGCAAUGGGAAAGGGAGAACAGACCCAACUCCCAGAAACAGUUCCCAAGAAGAAUGAAUCUCCAGAAAUAUUAGAAGGAAGCCAGUUUGUAGAAACAGCUGAAGAGCGGCAACUUCAAGAAACAUUGGGAAGAGAUGAGCAGUCUCAACUUCUAGAAACAGUUCCCAAAGAGAGUGAAACACCGGAAGUAUUAGAAGGAAGCCGGUUUGUGGAAACAGCUGUAAACAAUGAUUUGCUCCAUAAAACUCCUGAAGGUCCAGGAAACAUGGAGCAGAUUCAACCUGAAGGAAUAAUAGUUGGAAGCGUGGAGCAUUCAGCGGGAAUUCUAGAAAUAGGAGCAAAUAUGGAAAUGGUCAGGGAAAGUCACACGAAUGAUGACCAACACAUUGAAGGUGAGACAGGAGAAAAGGUUGAAACAGAGAUGGAGAAUGAGAAAGGAAGUGAAGGACCUGGAACAAAAGAAGAAGAAACAGGGGAAGCUGUGGAUCUUUCAGCAGCCACAUAGAUUGCCGUGGUAAUAGAAGGAUGAACGGACACAGUGUGUUGUUAACAGAGAGAAAAAUGGAGUGACGUGUGUGGGUACAGAUCUUAUCUUUUGAUGUCUACGUAUUUUAUACAAAGAGUGUGGUUAUCGUGUUCUUGAUUACAUUGUUCCAUAAAACUGCUAAGCUGUAAACAGUUUUCUUAGGCACUUGGAAUAGUUAUACAUUCAAGACCACAGCAGCCGCAGCCAAUAACGAGUAGGAUAUACGAUCCCGGGAGGGUGAGGGUGUUUUCUUCAUUGUGGUAAUAGGUCUAUUCAGUUUAAAAAUGAGACCCUAAAAAGAAGGUGUAAACCUUAGAUAUAGGUGGUUGGAGAAAGGAGUUAGCACAUUUUAGGGAGCUCAUGAUGAGAAGGUUACACAGUUAGAAUUACAGUGGGAUAAGAAUGAACAACAACGUCAGGGCAAACUAUACCUAGUGUUUCUUUCCUGUUGCAGAAUUUAAAGCUGAUAGGAACCUUGGAAAAUGUGUCCGUCUGGUUACCGUCUCACCGUAGACUGUUGUUUACCAUGGUGUGUUGAAUGUGUUAACAAAAUCCUUGUCAAAGGAAUGCAAUCUCUGGUGCUAUUGCAAGAUCAGGCAUUUCUACACCGAAAGGCUACACAUUUUCCAGGUGUCAUUUUGAAUUAGCUGUUGAUUUUGCACUUAGGUGAAGGGUUUCAAUUGGUGUUAUCCUUCUGACUAACAUUAAAGAUAUUUUCAAUAAACUGACUUUUAAAUGUAUUUCAGAGGCAGCAAACAACAAGAAUUAAAACCUAGAUGAGUGGGGUGCCUGGGUGGCUCAGUCGGUUAAGUGUCCUACUCUUGAUUUUGGCUCAGGUCAUCAGGAUGGUGAGAUUGAACCCUGCAUGGGGCUCUGUGCUGAGCUUAGAAUCUACUUAAGAUUCUCUCUCUUCCUCUCGCCCUGCCCCUCCCCCCUGCCCCUGCAUGUGCUCUGUGUGGGCUCUCUCUCUCUCAAAACAAACAAACAAAACACCUAGAUUAGUUGCCUAUGUGAAGUUUAUUCCUUGGGUCCUAUUUUUGGUUUUUGUUUGUUUUUAGAUUACUGUGGCUUCAUGUUAGGCUUUAGAGGUAGAAAGGAGCUAAGAAAUUAGAACUUAAAACGCAUUUAUAAUAUUUCAUUAAUGUUAAAAUGAUGCACCAUUGAAAGUUACUUUUUAAGAAUUUUUCCAAAAUUGUCAAGGGAUUUUAGUGAAAGAUCAUACGUGAAUGGUAGUGGUGAUAGCAAUCUUGUCUAUCACUGAGUGCCUUGUGUUUUUGAAUAUCAGGAUAGAGUUACAUUCUGGAAACAUUUGGUGUCUUUUCUUAUUUGUAAAUAUCCAUUUAUAAGAUAACUGUUCAGAUGAAUGAACUAGACUCUUUUACUUUAGCUUUUAUAUUAAAAUGACUAAGAUGACCUGUGAUUAAUUUCAAAAAUAUAGGAUACAGGGAAGCAUUAUCAUCUUUAUUCUGAUUUUAAUACUAGUUUAUGUUUCUGACUUUGAAGAGUUGAAGUAGACAACAAGAGGACGUGCUUGAGGAGAUGGCCCCCUCCUUUCUGCAGAGUGGCUGGAUUGCGAUUGUAUUGAGAGCAAGGACCGUUUUAUGUAUCUUUAAUUCAGGCAGUUAGCUCCUUUAAUUGGACAUGAUAAGUGCUUGAUAAAUAUUGGUCAAAUCAGUAAAUGAAUCAUGAAUACCAAGAGCUCCCAUUUAUUUUUAAUUCAUUAAAAAAGAAUAGAUUUAAAAUAUCAGUUUGUGUAACACUAACAUUUUCCUGAGGGCUGCUCAGGCUCGGUAACAAGCUAUAGAUUUGGUGUAGUUCUCAAAACAGUACUGUUUUGUGGCCAUGAAGUUACAUAAAUCAAAACUGGUAUCCUAUCUUUCAAGCUGCCUUUUGUAAUCCAAAGGUGUUUUUCCUGACCAAAAGGUAUUUUUAUAUAGAUAUCUAGUAAAUAGAAAAUGAUUGAGCUUAGUGUAAAAUAUGAAUGAUCACUUUAAAAGGUGGAACUGUACUUCAUGUCGAGUACUGAAAUAGUGGGAUUCAUUUACUUAAUAGACAUAAAGGGCCAUUCUCUGUUGUGUGGAUUUUUUUUUUAAUGAGUAGCAUGUGGUAAAGAGAUUUAUUCAGAAUCAAUUCUUGAAAGAACUCUGGCUCAAAGGCAUUAUUAUACAGUUGUAAGUUUUCAAAUUGUUUAUUAAUCUUAUUAUUUUCUAUUAAUUACUAAAAUAAUUUAUUCUUAGAUUUUGGAAAUUUGUAUAAAUUUUUGGUACUUUUUGUACUUUGGCCUUUAAUGUGGCUACUAAGACAUUUUUAAAAACUGUUCUUAUUCUUUUAGAUAAUAUUAAUUUUUUAUAGAUAACAUUAGUAAUUUUUUAUUCCAAACCUAUAAAUUAAAAUGUUCCAUAACAUGUGAAUAUUCUAGAAUUGAAAUAUUUUAUCUAAAUAAUAAUUUUUUUAAAGAUUUUAUUUAUUUAUUUGACAGAGAUAGAGACAGCCAGCAAGA